GAUAUAAACGUAAAUGUGGUAUAAUAUGUAUACCUUAUUUAUGUUGUUACCUAUAAUACGACAUCCACAUUUCUUUCAUACUCUAUAUUCUAUAUUACAGAAUCUUGUGGCAUAUUGACAGUGUAUACGGCAAAAACAGGUUUUGUCAAAAUGGAACUUAGAUUACUGGAGAGGAUACAAAAACUUGGGUAUAAUGGUCAGCUAACAGAUCCUAGUAAAUUUAAAGAGGCUCUAAAACAAGGUCCAAAAUCAAUAGAAUUUACACAGCUUGUAGCAUGGUUUGCAGAUGAACUUGCAAUACUCAAUGAUAUGGAUGAAGCCAUCCAUGCAAUAGUGUCUCCAGAUGAUUCUAGUUCUUUCCUAUUAGAGUUAAGCUGUUUUCUUAAAGAAUUAGGAUGUAUGAAUAAGAGAUUAAUGACUGGUAAUGUUAAUACAAGACUAGCAACUGAACAGGAUAGAUGUAUCUUAUUAGAUUUUUUGGGAGCAGAACUGAAAACUUCCAGAUUAUUAGAAUUUAGGAAGCAUGAAAGUUCAAGUUCAAGUUCAAGUUCAACGGCAGCAAGUUCAAGUUCAACGGCUGCAAGUUCAAGUUCAAUGGCGGCAAGUUCAAGUUCAAUGGCUGCAAGUUCUAGUUCAACAGCUGCAAGUUCUAGUUCAACGGCUGCAAGUUCUAGUUCAACAGCUGCAAGUUCUAGUUCAACAGCUGCAAGUUCAAGUUCAACGAUUGUUGUUGAAGAGAGUGAUACAGCUAAAGAUCUUAAAGAUAUGUUAAUAGCUUUAAAUUUUGAGAGACCACCAGAUGAUAUCACUACUGAGAAGCUCUUUACAAGACUGCAUAACAAAUUGACUGAAGUGUUAAAAACAGCCCCUUCUGAAUUGGUAGGGCAACCAUUAAUUACUCAUGAAUUCUCAGAAGAAGACUGGAACGAUCUUGAACAUAUACAACAAGAGUUACAUGAUGAGUAUCGAAUGCGUCGUGAUAUGUUGCUCAAGAGGCUUGAUGUAACAGUGCAGUCUUUUCUAUGGUCAGAUAGAAUAAAACCUCAAGAAGCUGAAUUAAAUAGACAAUAUGAAGAAACUAGGAAACUUCUAACUGCAGAACCAGAUGUUACAUUUGCUGAUUUAUUAGCAGCGAGAGAUGAUAUUGCAUUAAUGGAGAAAACAAGCAAUGCAAGUGUUAGGAAAAAUACUCAAACUGAAAUUAAUAAAAUUAUUAUAGGAGAGGUACCAGAUAGAGGUGGAAGACCGUAUGAACAAGAACCUCCACCGCCUGAAAUGCCACCUUGGCAAAAAGAUCGAGUACCUGGACCUUCAACUUCUGGAGGUGGACGAGGAGGUAGAGGCGGCGGUCGUGGAGGUGGCAGCAAUUUUCAAACUUCUAAUUCUUAUAAUAGUGAUAAAAAUUCAUAUAGUGGUAAUGCUGGUUAUGGAGAUAGCAGUUACGCUUCUAAUAGUGGAUAUAGUGGACAAGGAAGAUAUGGAGAAAAACAAGGAGGGUAUGGAGGAGCACAAGGAAGCGGAUAUGGAGGAGGAAAAGGAAGUGGAUAUGGAGGAGGACAAGGAGGUGGAUAUGGAGGAGGGCAAGGAGGUGGAUAUGGGGGAGGGCAAGGAGGUGGAUAUGGAGGAGGACAAGGAAGUUAUAAAAGUGGUCAAGGAGGUAGUUAUAAAGGAGGUCAAGGAGGUGGUUAUAAAGGAGGUCAAGGUAGUGGUUAUAAAGGAAGUCAAGGAGGUAGUUAUGGAGGAGGAGGAGGGCAAGGAGGUAGUUAUGGGGGAGGAGGAGGCCAAGGAGGUAGUUAUGGAGGAGGAGGACAAAAAGGUGGAUAUGGCGGAGGACAAGGAGGUGGUUAUGGAGGUGGUGGGAAUAAUAGUUACAGUGGAGACAGCAGAGAUGGAGGAUAUAAAUCUGAAUAUAAAGGUGGACAACAGUAUCAAAGAGGAGGUAGUGGUAGAGGAAGAGGAGGUAGAGUUCAAGGAGGUUGGAAUCAAAGCGGCUCGAAUUCUGGAGCAGAUAAUUAUCAACGUGGAUAUAAUCGUGGAGGAGGCAAAGGAGGACGACAAUACUAAAAUAUUUUAUGUAAAUUAUUAUUCUUAUGAUCAUAAUCAUAAUAGUAAAAAAUAUUUGCAUCACAAAGUAUAAUAAUUAAUAUCAAUGAAUUUCUAUAUAACAUGUAAUGUUAUAUUAUAUAUCCGAAAUAUUAGUUCUAAAAUUAAAAAUAAAAUUAGAAACAUUGAUAUUAUUUUUAUAACAUAAAUUAUUUAAUUAGCGAAUUGUAAUAAUUGUUAUAUUCUACUCUAUAAUACUUUUCUGUGUUCUGAAUGUUAAUUUUGGCUAUGUACUUGCGUUUGAAUUUUGUAUAUAUGCAUCUUUUGUAUGAUGGGAAAUGUCAAGAGUGUUGAAAUUAAUCUGUAUAAUGUAAGAAUGCGAUACAAAAUUGAUUGAUUAAAUUAUUUAAUUGUAUAAAAUAA
Frieseomelitta varia is the source of this 2466-nucleotide messenger RNA. Its product is annotated as protein FAM98A. The transcript has 8 exons. Bases 151 to 2064 code for a protein of 637 amino acids. NCBI's taxonomy places the organism in Eukaryota, Metazoa, Arthropoda, Insecta, Hymenoptera, Apidae. The record is from RefSeq and is a predicted model, not a curated record. Gene Ontology annotation, cellular component: tRNA-splicing ligase complex.